CAUCUCCAAUUUGAAAUCUCUCGUGUUCACAUUUUAAUUUCUUUCAACCAUUAACGCUUUUCAAACCACCCUCUACUAUUUUUUUUUUUUUUUUUUUUUAAUUUCAUGGAAAUAUCUCCGUUCCCAUUUCUCAAUCAAGAAGACGAGUGUUCCCAUUUCUCCUCCUGGUUCCAGGAUAUGGAUAACUUGAGUAGUUUUGAAAUCGGGAACAACAACAACGACAACUCUAAGAAGCGGCAGAGGAAGGAGGAAGAAGAUGGUGAAAAGAGAUUCACCACCAAGGAACCGAUAAACAAUAACGGAUUUGGAGAUAUACUUGCUUCUCUGCUGUUGUUGGAUGAGGAGGCGAAGCAGGAGCAGGAACGCUGGACCAUUGCUUCAGAGCAAGAUAAGGCCCUUUUUGAGGCUAAUCACAAUCAGAAGGUGAAAGCGAUGGAUGAUUACUAUGGCCAACUGCAAGGUCAUUACUCUGAAUUGGAUGAAUUGGAUCACGUGCGAACCAAACGUGCUCGCAAAUCAGCCUCUGUUGCGGCUGCUGCUGCCAGUGCCCCUGCACCUAUUGAGAAUGCGGGUUCUCAAAAACAAGGGCAGCAGUCGGGUAGCGGGCCAAGUGGGUCGGGUCAUCAGAGGCGGCUGUGGGUCAAAGAGAGGUCUACGGAUUGGUGGGAUCGGUUUAAUCAGCCCGAUUUUCCGGACGAGGAGUUCCGUCGGGAGUUCCGCAUGAGCAGGGCAACGUUCGACAUGAUUUGCGAGGAAUUGGACCCGGUGGUGAUGAAGAAAAACACGAUGCUUCGAGACGCGAUCCCGGUUCGCCAACGCGUCGCGGUGUGCAUUUGGAGGCUGGCCACUGGUGAGCCGCUUCGACUAGUGUCGAAACGGUUCGGAUUGGGGAUUUCAACAUGUCACAAGCUGGUGCUAGAGGUAUGUUCAGCUAUACGCACCCUUUUAAUGCCCAAGUUCUUGCAGUGGCCCGACGAUAACAAGUUGCAGAUGAUCAAAGAGGAAUUCAAGUCCAUGUCUGGAAUACCUAACGUGGGUGGAUCGAUGUAUACGACCCAUGUGCCAAUCAUUGCGCCGAAGAUCAGCGUAGCUGCUUAUUUCAACAAGAGGCACACUGAAAGGAACCAGAAGACAUCUUAUUCCAUUACCGUUCAAGGAGUUGUGGAUCCCAGAGGAAUCUUCACGGACGCGUGCAUUGGUUGGCCUGGCUCCAUGAAUGACGAUCAAGUACUGGAGAAAUCUGCUCUGUACCAAAGAGCCAGUAGGGGUCUGUUGAAGGAUGUUUGGAUUGUUGGCAACUCUGGUUUCCCAUUGAUGGACUGGGUUCUGGUCCCAUAUACUCAUCAGAACCUGACAUGGACCCAACACGCUUUCAACGAGAAGAUUGGGGAGAUUCAAAAAGUUGCUAAAGACGCAUUUGCUAGACUCAAAGGCAGGUGGGCUUGCUUGCAAAAGAGAACUGAGGUGAAGCUACAGGAUUUACCAGUUGUGCUCGGUGCUUGCUGCGUUCUGCACAACAUUUGCGAGAUGAGAAACGAGGAGAUGGACCCAGCUCUCAGGUUCGAGCUUUUCGAUGAUGAGGUAGUGCCUGACAACAAUCUCAGAUCUGUGGGUUCAAUACAGGCCAGGGAUCAUCUUGCUCACAAUCUCUUACACCAUGGUCUUGCAGGCACUAGUUUCCUAUAGGAUCUUCUUCUAGCAUACAGGUCCUCUACUAAUGGGUUUCAGUUUUUGUCAUUCUUUUGGCUGUAGUUGCCUCUCAUAGAAUAAAAUAUUAUCAACUUUCUUUAUGGGUUCUCUGUAAAAUAUUUUUGGCCCUUUGUUUAACUAAUAGAAAA
Molecule: messenger RNA, 1838 nt
Organism: Carica papaya (papaya)
Lineage: Eukaryota; Viridiplantae; Streptophyta; Magnoliopsida; Brassicales; Caricaceae
Product: nuclease
Source: RefSeq, a predicted model, not a curated record